AGCUACCAGUAGCCUCAACCAGAUUUUACAAUGUAAGUGCGGAUUGAUACUGAUUGUAAGCUGCAUGCUGUAAACAUUUACCAUCUUCCUAAUGCUUGCAAAUUUAUCGAAUGUACGCGUUUCAAUCAUUACUAAUAGAGAGCAGUUCAAGAGCUAUGUCAGCAAUCGAUGGUGCCAUGAGUUUGUGGAGAACUCAAACGUGUGUGCGGUUCAAGAAAAGGACAACUGAGAGCGCUUAUGCCUACUUUCACAUUGGCUCAGGAUGCACGUCAUAUGUGGGACGGACAGGAAGAAGACAGAUGGUUUCCCUUGCCAGUGGAUGCUGGAACCCGCGCACUGUUGCACAUGAGAUUGGUGGGUUUGUACUCCGAGCAUUUUUUAAAUUUCAUUCAGGAUUUGAGUAUGCUUUCAAGAAGUACCCACGCUCCACAAUUGAUUCUCUUGGCACUCCAUACGACUACAGGAGUGUGAUGCACUACCAGAGUUACGCCUUCAGCGCAAACAGAAGACCGACCAUUGUAGCCAAGAAACAAGGAGUUACUCUAAGUAACAAAAAAGGCCCAUCAGAGAUAGACGUGAAGCAGAUGAAUCUGUUGUACAAAUGCAGUGGAGGAGGAGGGGAAGGGGGCGGAGGAGGGGGUAGUGAGAGUAAGUUUCACCAAAUGCUUGGUUGAUAUUUCGGUGCAUCUCUCUGUAACAGACUGAU
Orbicella faveolata is the source of this 706-nucleotide messenger RNA. RefSeq names its product zinc metalloproteinase nas-14-like. Gene Ontology annotation, biological process: proteolysis. Lineage: Eukaryota; Metazoa; Cnidaria; Anthozoa; Scleractinia; Merulinidae. The record is from RefSeq and is a predicted model, not a curated record. Gene Ontology annotation, molecular function: metalloendopeptidase activity; zinc ion binding.